Molecule: messenger RNA, 2727 nt
Organism: Exophiala aquamarina CBS 119918
Lineage: Eukaryota; Fungi; Ascomycota; Eurotiomycetes; Chaetothyriales; Herpotrichiellaceae
Product: murein transglycosylase
Exons: 3
Coding region: 1-2727 (908 amino acids)
Biological process (GO): peptidoglycan turnover; carbohydrate metabolic process
Molecular function (GO): hydrolase activity, hydrolyzing O-glycosyl compounds; acyltransferase activity, transferring groups other than amino-acyl groups
Source: RefSeq, a predicted model, not a curated record
AUGGGCUUUGAUGGAACUUCCGUGACGGAUCAAGUCAAGGUCCUCAUUGAGAAGUAUCACGUCGGCUCAAUUCUGCUCAAGGCUCAAAAUUUAAAAUCUGCGGAACAAACGACUAAACUCGUGCUGGAGCUCCAGACUAUAGCACGUCAGGCUGGCCACCCCGUUCCGUUGCUGAUUGCACUGGAUCAGGAGAAUGGCGGUGUUAAUAGUCUUUACGACGAUGUUUACAUCCGUCAAUUUCCGAGUGCCAUGGGCAUGGCAGCCACGGGGUCCAAGAAGCUGGCCAAAGAUAUUGCAAGAGCUACGGCGCAAGAGCUCAACUCUUGUGGUAUCAACUGGAUAUUAGGACCUGUCUUGGAUGUUCUUACAAAUGCAAGAAAUCAACCUCUUGGCGUCCGAUCAAUUGGCGACGAUCCGAAUGAAGUUUCGGCGUAUGGAGUCGAAUGCAUGAAGGGCUAUCAGGAAGGAGGUGUUGCUACCUGUGGUAAACACUUCCCUUCGUAUGGUAAUCUAGAAUUCUUCGGCGUGCCCGACGAUGUGCCCACCAUCACGGACUCAUUGGAAAACUUGAGUCAAAGUGCUUUGGUACCCUUCCGUACAGCAAUAACACAAGGCUUGGAUUCAAUGAUGGUAGGUGGUGUAGCUAUGGCAACCUCACAGGUCAACGUGAUGCAUGCCUGUCUGUCAGAACAGAUUGUUCGAGACCUGUUGCGGAACGAAAUGUGUUUUGACGGAGUGGUGGUCUCAGAAUGUCUCGAGAUGGAAGCUCUCAGCAGAAAUAUUGGGAUCAGCGGCGGUACGGUCAUGGCUUUUAAAGCUGGCUGCGAUUUGAUCCUUACUUGUCGAACAUUAUCAGUCCAAGAAGAUGCGAUCAACGGUUUGAAAGCUGGAUUGGACAAUGGAAUGAUUGAAAGGUUUCGUGUCCAAGAGUCAGUUCAGCGAAUACUCAGUCUAAAAUCGCGAUAUACUACCUGGGAAAAGGCAUUCUCGCCUCCUGGGAUCGAAAGUCUUUCACUAAUGCAACCACUACACACCAAACUUUCGAAUGCUGCUUACAGCCAAUCCAUCAGCGUGGUUCGCGACCAAAAUCACUAUCUACCCUUGUCUAGAGCAAUAAAAGCAGAAGACGAACUACUUCUCUUGACUCCAUUGGUCAAGCCACUACCUGCCUCGGCACUUUUUCAUCACAUGCAAACCGAUUUUUCUACAGCGCCGACUUAUGGACGCAGCCCUAGCUUCGAUGCAAAUGCCUCGAUCAUGAGCGGGGAGCAAGUCUUUCGAAAUCUUGGAAGGGCGCUAGCAAGCUAUAGAAACGGGAAGAUUGCUCAUACAUCAUACACUGCAAAUGGAGUUCGUCCUCUCCAUGAGAACCUUUUGAAUCGAGCUCAGGGUGUGGUCGUCAUCACAGCAGAUGCGGGUCGGAACAUGUAUCAAAAUGCAUUUGCAAAGCAUGUUUCAAUGUUAUGCAAGUUGUCGACGGGACCAAACGGCAAGCCGAAGGAGAAACCGUGUGUGGUCGUAGCAGUCAGUUCUCCGUUCGACUUUGCAACCGAUCUGUCAAUUGGCACGUACAUCUGCACAUAUGAUUUUACGGAGACGGCUCUCCAAACUCUGGUUCGCGUUCUUUACGGUGAGAUUUCUCCAACAGGAAUUCUGCCAGGCUCAUUUAGCCAGAGACCUCAGACCAACCAGGCAAGACAACAGUGGCUGGUGGAGAGCUUUGCUGAAGAACGUGAUCGCAAAGCUCUCGACAUGUUGCUUGAGCAAUGCCGCGAUGAGCCUUCUGUUCAUGCUAGUCUACUACGAAAUACGACGACAAAGACCUUCUUACUACGGGACCCGGAGGUGGAGGAGGCACACUUCGUGGUCAGGAACAGCAGUACGAAAGAGCUGUUUGGAUUCUGUACAACAUACUACUUCAAGAGUAGUGGUAUCGGACACAUUGGGGCCAUCAUUGUCGACCCGGCUCGUAGACGUUUGUCGAUUGGGCAUUCCUUACACGACCGCGCCGUAAGAGCGCUGCUCCAGAAACAAGGGAUCACCAAAUUCCAGCUUGGAGUGAGAUAUCCAAAUGUGUAUCUCGGUAUACCCAAGCUUGACCUGGUCGAUUCAAAGAGGCUGCGUCUGUGGUUUGCGAAGCUUGGCUGGAAUGUUUCUCUGUCAAGCUCGGUGACGACAAUGACCAUCAGGGAUAUGGCGAACUGGUCUGCGCCGGAAGGACUGGGGCAAUCCUUGACGGUGAACGAAGUCAAAUACGAUUUAGUCCAUGGCCCGGAUUAUCUGGAUGGAAUAAUAGACCAUCUCACACGAUCUGCACGACUUGAUGUUCAGGGGAUCUAUCGAGCCGCCGCGGCGUCCAAGGAACAGGCCGGGAUCAUCCGUGCCAAAAGAGUUAGCGAUCAAGUCGUGCUAGCGACUGUUUUGGUUCUGAAACCCGAGUUCCAAAAAUCCGAACAUAUAGCGUCAUGGAACAAGUCACUCGGCAUGGGGUGCAUUUCAGCGCCUGUCAUCUCAACUAUUUUCAGUGAUAGGAUGACCCUCUAUCAAGGCAUCCUCCUGUUGGCUUUACGAUAUUUCAAGAAGCAAUCAGCACGAUCUGUCAUCCUCGACUAUGCCCGCGAAGAUUUUACAAUUGAUGGGCUCAAAUUACUCGGCCUCAGUAGUGCUAACAGCUUUGACGAAGUAACAAGUGAUCCUGUUCAUUGGACCAUGAUGACACCAGCUUGA